Messenger RNA from Ictalurus furcatus (blue catfish), 6497 nucleotides. It is a transcript of the gene lima1a, whose product is annotated as LIM domain and actin binding 1a. Gene Ontology annotation, cellular component: plasma membrane; actin cytoskeleton. Gene Ontology annotation, molecular function: actin filament binding. The record is from RefSeq and is a predicted model, not a curated record. Lineage: Eukaryota; Metazoa; Chordata; Actinopteri; Siluriformes; Ictaluridae. Bases 2164 to 3858 code for a protein of 564 amino acids. The transcript has 9 exons. Gene Ontology annotation, biological process: actin filament bundle assembly.
AUAGACAGAUAUACAUAACGGUAGAUAGACGGACAAAGACAGGCAGAGAGGCGUGUUUUUUUUUCAUAAUUUUUUUUUAAAAUUUAAAUUAUUAUUAAAAGCAAAUCAUUCUGGAAAAUCAUACACCCGUUCUAAUUUAAUUUCUGCUCCUAGGAUCCCAUUUUGACUUUUGAAAAUUCUAUGGUGCGUCAAAAAUGUAUGUUCUGCAAAUUCCUGUCAUAAUUCGUGAAUGGAAAUAUCAGUGUUUCCAGGGAAUAGUGGUAAAAAACAAACCAACCAACAACAACUUCCUGUACAGACAGCACCCACUUCCAUUUUAAAUCCGAAAGCAGAUUCUAAUAUAGUGAGCACUAAACAAAUACGGGUACAGAUAGUGGCAUUGCAUUACUUCCCUUAUACAUACAUACAUACAUACAUACAUACAUAUGUGUAUAUACAAAAACAGACUUGGGCAGACAUGCACACACAGACCAACCCACUGAUUCCCUCUUCCCUGCAGUUAGUGGCCUGUCUCGUUAAUCUGUGAUUAAACUCAUUAAUCUGCAGCUUGACACAGUGUCCUGUGUGUUAUCAGCUCUGGUCAUUAUGUGAGCUGGUGUUCAGCCUGUCUGGCCAGUAAACACAGCUAGUAGUCGUGCAUUGAGGAAACAGAGUUAAAGACGUUAAAGACCUGCCGUCUGCUUAAAGAAGAGCGAGUAGUAGCUGAUGAGAAGGUAAUCGGAGAAAUGUAAUAUUUGUAAAAUGACUGGAAGAUGUGUUAAACCUUCAGUCUUCAUUUUUGUUUAACAAGUGAGAAAAUGGUUCUUACUGUCUGUCUGAUUAAAGAGGAUUUCCGGAUUUUCAUUCAGUCAUGUUGGGUUUGAAACGUUUGCCCUGAAGCGUUUAUAUUCGGAAACAAGCCUAGAUCGAAGCGGAACUGCUGGACCGCCUUUAAUGUCACUGUGCGCAUGGCAGUGGUCUGGGAGAACGUCGAGAGGCGAGAAUUUAACCACGUUGUGAUUCUGAUUGUUCAGAAAGUGUUGAUUUUUUUCAUUUUCUAUAACAGCAGCUCUGACGGUAGUUCAGGCUACAAAGCAAACCACAGGUUUAUAUCAAUACGCUCAUUAGAAUGCAUUAUCAUUUCAUAUGUCACAGUAACGGCGAUCUCAUAGGGACUUCUUUAGGGAUGCUAUGCACAAUCUCAGUCUAAUAGUAAACAGACUUAAACAACGUGUUAUUUAACAUUUGUUGAUAUGGCGAAGUUUCCUAUGAGGAGACGUUUAUUUCACAUCUGAGGAAGGAGUCUCCAGUUUCAGCGCUUUUGUAGCAGUAGGUUUUGCACCACGGGAAAGUCUUCAGGAUAAAGGAGUUUGCGCUUUGCGGUUUUCCUGUGACACGACGAUCUGCAUUUCUGUUCUGUUAAAGUGUAAAUGUAGAACGUUUAUGGAAGGAGUCUCCAGUGUCAGUAGCAGUCUGAGGAAUAAAGCACUUCAGGACGUGGCUGUUGAUCGUAAAUGAAUCAACUAUAGAAAAUGAAAGUGUGUUGUGUGUUGGGAAGCAACAUACCACCGUGUUGCUGAGUAUUUUCCGUUAACUGCAUGUCCCGAAGUGUUUCAUUCCUUCCACGAUCGACAGGUAGGGUAUUCCUCUGGCAGAGAGCAGAAGUGUUUCUAGCAGUUAGUUCAGGGGAAUGAAGGAGGGAUGUGAACAGCAGGAGGAUGGUCAGCUUGGCCUGAGAAUUAUGUAGAUUUAGGAUUUCGAUGUAAGAAAGAAAGAAAGAAAAUGUGUGUUUUACUUCAAUUCUCAUCUCUUCAAUGGCUUCAGUUCUGAAGUCUACUGGAGUGUGGAUUGUUUUUCAACUUGGUGGUGGUUUUUUAAAAUUUAUUUAUUUAUUUUAAAAAUGAUUGAUUAAUUUUGUACUGUUUACUGUUCCAACGUUUGGAUGAGAGCAUUUUAAGAUUGUAAGAUCCUGAGAGGAGAUGCAUACUUGGCAUAUCUUCUAUCAUGUAGCUGUUUUCUGAGGAAAACCUUCAAACGAUUUCCUAUUUCCUGGUUCUUUCCCUGCUUUUCAACGCCCCCUUUUUUUUUUCCCCUAGUCUUUCUUUAUGCUUCUUUCUUUCGCCUCCUCGACAUUUUUCCUCUGGCUCUUCUCUCUCGUCAUUAGGGGGGUGGAAUCACUCCUUCAUGCUGGGAUUUCCCAACACUUCCCAUCUGGAACAGCUUCUUUUAUUUCCACCUACACGGUCUGAGGGAGCUGCUCCUAAAACUCGCCAGGCCGUGGAAGACAUCACUCUGCACCCCGGCACCCUGAGCGCACUGAAAAAGCGCUGGGAGGCUGAACAACCCGUCUCCUCCAACCAAAGUCCACACACUCCAUCAGCUUACACUCCACCAAGAUCUACAGACAUGGAGAAGACACCACAGCGGGACAUAGAGGACACGGACAGGUCCAACGUGCCUCUCAGCAGCCUCAAAAUGAUGUUCGAGAGCAAGGUUUCUGGAGAGUUGGUACAAACAUCAGGAAGUGGCCUUGACAACAUGGAAUUCGGAGAAAAAGGAGCGUUUGAGACAAUGGUAGAGACCACGCCCCUCAGGCAGAGAAUGGCGCUUUAUCAGGCCGCAGUGUCGAAACUAGAUGUGUCCUCUUCCUCUUGUGGCCAGAGUGAAGUGGACACGGAGACACGUGCUUAUAGCGUGAAGCAGAAGGAAAACGUCCCUCCGUUCUCGCUUGACGUGAUCUCCACUCCUGAGCCUGAGGGCAGGAAAGCUUCAACCACGGAUAACAACGCAGGCUCGAGUGCGGCUCCUCCUGUUUCUGAGCAUGGCCAAGCUAAAUCGGUUAAGAAGUUCGGUUUGCCGACGCGCGAGAGCUGCGUGAUGUGCACGAAGACUGUGUACCCCCUGGAGCGACUGGUGGCCAACCAACAAAUUUAUCACAACUCCUGCUUCCGGUGUGCUCACUGCAACACGAAGCUGAGCCUCGCAAACUACGCCUCUCUACACAACAACGUCUACUGCAAGACGCACUACUGCCAGCUCUUCAAGGCUAAAGGGAACUACGACGAAGGUUUUGGACACCGGCCCCACAAGGAGCUGUGGGACUCCCGAGGAGAGGACGCAGAGGACCAGGCGGACAAGGAGGAUCCUCCGGAAACCACCAGCAGUCCAACGGUGGAGGAGUCUCCUCUGGUUAAAGUGAACGUCAUCACUGCAUCCCUGGAGACACGUGCUCAGGAUGCGUCGGAGAGAACGGAGAAACCGGUGGAAACCAGACGGCUGAAGAUCUCCUGGCCUCCAAGAACGGACGGCGAAGAAGCUCCAUCUCAACCCGGUGGUGUGCUGGCUGAAGAGGCCUCUGUGUGUCCCAGCCGCCCAAAGUGGCCACCAGAGGGCGACUCGAGCCCACUCUGUACUGAAAAAGAAGAGCUGUCUGACAUCCGCUGGAGCUCCUCACUUAAAGAGCGCAGCCGCCCCUUUUCAGUCAGCAGCCCUGCCUCGGCCGUCAGUCAACCCAGUCUGACACGCCCCACUCAGCCCCAGCCAAUGGAAAAGGAGGAAAUAGAGGCUGAAGAGGCUGGACAGGAGGAAGAGGAAGUAGAAGUGGAAGUUGGAGGCAGGCGUGAUGGAGUCACCGAAGAGAAAUGCCAGCCGGAAGAGGAGGAGCCACCAUCUUUCACGUGCCAGAGUACAUCCCUGGAGGACACGCCUCCUUCCUCCCCCCUCAGCGAGGGCGAAUCGAGCUCCGGGUUUGAGCAGAAACACUCUCAGGACGUGGGCUUCUGGGAAGGCGAGGAAGAGCACGACGAGUCCGUUGAGGACCUGAUCAGGAAGAACCGUCAUUACGAAGAGGAUGAAAACGACGAAAACGAUGAAAACUGAUCCGUGUUACCAAUAAACGAGUGAAAUGAAAUUAAAAUCUGUUUUAAUUCCACUGACUUUCAAGGAAUCGCCUUCAUUGGUCCUUCCUUUUAUCCAUGGCAGUAGUCUUUUGUCCCUGUUCAGUGAGUGAAUCCAGAUUUUAUUGGUACUUUUUAUGUAUGUACAGUGUGUGUGUUUUCUAUGUCCUUUUUUUUUUUUUUUUUUUUGUCGCUUAUGGGUCGCCAUUUAAUGUUGCUUUCAAUUUUAUAGCAUCUUUUAUCACGUUACCCGUUAGUUAGAAGAGGUGCCAAUAUUUACAGUUUAGCCGUGGCGUUUACGGUUUCUCACUCCGUGGCACGACAAUACGGAGGAAGACACCUGAAAACGACACUUUUCUACUUUUUGUAGCUCGUGCGAAUUCAAUUCUCCCCAGUGGAAAAGCCAGUUCACUGAAGGGGAAAGAACGCAUUCGCUUCUGGUAGCGCUUACGCUGACUUUAUCUUACACCUUCGACUGUGAAUUCCUAAACCGCUGUUUUGUGAACCAAUAGAAAACUAGAAGAUCUCUCUGCUCACUAAAAGCACAGGGUAGAAAUUGCUGUAUAUCAUUUACGCCAACAACAAUAAUUGCUAGGGUUUUUGUGGGGGGUUUUCCCGCUCUUCUUGCUAGGGUUUUCUUGCACCUCUGUAGUCCAGUUUUAGACGCUCUUAUAUAAAUCACCAUAAAACAAGUUGCACGAGGACAAAAGCAGUUACCUAAUUCAAGUCAUUCAUUACAAUUAUUAUGAAUUUUUUUUUUCUUCCCCAAAAUGCGAAAUCAUUUGUUUUUGAUUGAGCAUGAAGACUUGGCAGUCGUCCAGCUGUGUGAGCUCGAGGCUCUGACUUUGAAAGCUUGUUUUAGUCAUGGAAAUAUUUCUCAGCACAUGUGGUCUUUUUUUAGAAGAGAAAUAGGUUGUGUGUGUGCGAUGGAUGGAUGUAUCAUUAGAUGCCUUUUAACAUGUUUUUUUUUGCACACUGCAUUUUAAAAUGUUCCUUUUAUUUUUAUUUUUUUUAAAUCAGGGGACCAAAUUUCCUUCAAUAAAUAAGUAUAUAAUGCAUAAUUGUUUUUCUUUUAUUCCUUCAACGUUUUGAUUGUUGGACCUCCAAAAAUGGGGGAGUUUACACACUGUAGACAAGGAAUAAUGACCAAUGAAGUGAAUCAGCAUUUCUUAAGCUAAUACAGUUCUCUCUAGUGCGCUCUUCCUUGUGACUUUGACAUGCCACUGUGUCUCACGGUCCUCUAUAAAACACUGUUCUAACGUCUAGAUCCCAAAUUUCUAUGGAAAUCAUAACCAUAUGUUGGAAGUGGAUUCGUGCUGCAGUUAGUGUACGAUUGUAAACAUUUCUAGCAGCAUGAAAUCUCACAUAACAGCUGCGUGUCAAUCAUCUAUCAUCCAACACGAUAUGAAGGAGCAGGCGCAAAACGACUGCUCGAUGAUCUGCUUCUUUAUGUUCCCUGAUGUUCUUGUGCCCCAUCGAGACUUUUUCACAUUCUAAUGUGUUAUUGUUUCUAUAGUAACAGCUCAUUCACAGGGACUUGUAUGAUGGACGGAUUUAAAAACGUGUGUAGAUGUGAAGUUUUCAGUCAGGACACGUUACUCCGUAUUUUGGGAAGGAGUCUCCAGUGUUCAGUGGUAAAAACUUUUAAUGUGGUUUUUAAAGUGCACCUAAUUAUGGUUUUUCAAAUAUUACCUUUCAUGUAGCGUGUUAUAGAACUGUUUAUGAUUUGUAAAAACAAAGGACUUAUCGACUCCCAAAAGAAGGAAGCGAUUCUGAACAGCUGAAACGAGUCGUUAGUGAUUCCAGACUUUACUUCCUGCACUAAUCUACGUAGGUUUGUAGCAAAACACCCCACCUCCCGUCUUCAUCGGCUGCUCGCUGAAACUUGUUACAGUAGUGGGUGUGUCCUUUUUGAAACACGCUGAUAGCGGUAGACCAAUCAGAGUGGAGUAUGCUCUCUGAAAGGAGGAGUUUUGAAUGAAUCCUUUAGAACGGAUCAUUUAAUGAGUCGUUUGUGACACUGGGGGGAAAAAAGGUAACACUGCAAUUUAAAUUAUGAGCAUGUUAAAGUGUUUUUUGACCUCGGAUGCAUGUACAUCUAUUGUAUGAGAGCUUUAAAACAAAAUUAGGCACGUUUCAAAUCCAUAAUAGGUGCGCUUCAAGUAACACGACAAGCUGCAUUUUUUUUCUUAUAUACUUUCAGAAAGAGGAAAAAAUAAGGCUGCUGAGGGGAACGCCUGUUUGUGUUCUCGUGAUAUCAGGUACGAUAAAUGGAUAAAAAUGACAGCGUAUCAGUCUAUAAUAAAUGCAAAUUGUGAGCGUUGACAAAAUAACAGUACGUCUGCUUUGCCACAUCAGGACACAUCCUGUUUUAUUCCUUUUUUAAAAAAAAAAAAAAAAAACCCCUUAUCCUUUUUCUGUUGGGGGAGGAAACUCGGAUCAGCCUUUCACCAGAGGCUUCUAAAAAAAAAUCUUUCGAGACUUUUAACAUUCAGCUUUCUUGCUUGUUUUCAAAGUCAUGAAGGUGUCAUGAACGGAUCAAAUGUGCAGCAGAGAGGCUGCUUUAUACAGGAGAAUAAAUACAACGGAUUUAAAACCUUCAGAACUCCUCUCUGAAUACGG